Messenger RNA from Lagopus leucura (white-tailed ptarmigan), 1978 nucleotides. RefSeq names its product endoplasmic reticulum oxidoreductase 1 beta (gene ERO1B). Gene Ontology annotation, biological process: protein folding in endoplasmic reticulum. The record is from RefSeq and is a predicted model, not a curated record. The transcript has 16 exons. Gene Ontology annotation, cellular component: endoplasmic reticulum membrane; endoplasmic reticulum. Bases 16 to 1413 code for a protein of 465 amino acids. Gene Ontology annotation, molecular function: protein-disulfide reductase activity; FAD binding; thiol oxidase activity. NCBI's taxonomy places the organism in Eukaryota, Metazoa, Chordata, Aves, Galliformes, Phasianidae.
AGCGGCCGGAGCAGCAUGAGCGGCGGCGGCGGCCGGAGCACAGUGGCGCCGGCACGGUGGGCGACGCGGCUGUUGGCGGUCCUGGGCUCUAUCCUGGCCGCGGAAGCCCAGCUCACAGGUGUCCUGGAUGAUUGUUUGUGUGACAUAGAAAGCAUUGAUGACUUCAAUACUUUCAAGAUCUUCCCCAAAAUACAGAAACUACAAGAACGUGAUUACUUCAGAUAUUACAAGGUGAAUCUAAAGAGACCAUGCCCAUUCUGGGCUGAUGAUGGCCAUUGUUCUAUCAAAGACUGUCAUGUAGAGCCUUGUCCUGAGAGCAAAAUACCUGUUGGAAUUAAAGCUGGGAGCUCUAAUAAAUAUUCAAAAGCUGCAAAUAAUUCCAAAGAAUUGGAAGACUGUGAGCAAGCUAACAAACUGGGAGCAGUCAACAGUACCUUAAGUAACCAAAGUAAGGAGGCUUUCAUUGACUGGGCAAGAUACGAUGAUUCACAGGAUCAUUUUUGUGAACUCGAUGAUGAGAGAUCUCCAGAUGCGCAGUACGUGGAUUUGCUGCUGAAUCCAGAGCGUUACACAGGAUACAAAGGGCCCUCUGCUUGGAGAGUGUGGAACAGCAUCUAUGAAGAAAACUGUUUCAAGCCUCGAUCUGUCUAUCGUCCUUUAAAUCCACUGGCACCUAGUAGGGGAGGAGAUGAUGGAGAAUCUUUCUACACAUGGCUAGAAGGUCUUUGCCUUGAGAAAAGGGUGUUUUAUAAACUUAUUUCCGGUCUUCAUGCUAGCAUUAAUUUACACCUGUGUGCCAAUUAUCUUCUUGAAGAAACCUGGGGGAAACCUCGCUGGGGACCAAAUGUGAAAGAGUUCACUCGUCGUUUUGAUCCCAUUGAAACGAAGGGAGAAGGACCAAGAAGGCUGAAAAACUUGUAUUUCCUUUAUUUGAUAGAGCUGCGGGCUUUGUCAAAGGUUGCACCAUACUUUGAGCGUUCCGUUGUGGACCUUUACACUGGAAAUGGCCAUGAGGAUGCUGAAUCUAAAGCUCUCUUACUAGAAAUCUUCAGGGAUACAAAGUCCUUCCAUAUGCACUUUGAUGAGAAGUCCAUGUUUGCUGGAGAUAAAAAAGGAGCCAAGUCAUUGAAGGAAGAAUUCAGAUUGCAUUUCAAAAACAUAUCCCGCAUAAUGGAUUGUGUUGGAUGUGAUAAAUGCAGGCUGUGGGGCAAACUGCAGACGCAAGGCUUAGGAACUGCUCUGAAGAUUUUAUUUUCUGAGAAAGAAAUACAGAACCUUCCUGAGAAUAGCCCAUCAAAAGGUUUUCAACUAACACGUCAAGAAAUAGUUGCUCUAGUAAAUGCCUUUGGAAGGCUUUCCACAAGUAUAAAAGAGCUGCAGAAUUUUAAAAUUUUACUACAGCAAACAAGGUAAUGAAGGCCUUUGUGCAGCCUCUUAGUGAAGACCAUUUAUGUGACUGCAUUGAGCAGAAGGAACUGAUCCUUACAGGACUCUCAUGAACUGAUUAAAAAGGAAAAUCAAAUACCAACUUGAAUAUUUAUGUUUAAACUACGAAUGGUUAUUAAUUAGAAGAGAUAUUUAUGAAUGAAGUAUAUAGUUUUUAAAUGUGUAAAUUAUGCUGAUCUGUUUUAUCUUAAGUUCUCUGCUCACAGUUCUAUCAUACUGAUACAACAUAAGUUUUCUUCAUCUUCUUGUCUUUCUGAGAAAGUUGUUUUAUAUGAAAACAUAUGUACCUCAAUCCUGACUUGGCUUGUCCUGCAAGAGAUGGUUCACCCCUCACCUCACCCAAGUGCUGAGCAUCAGUAUGUUCUGAGGACUGGGUAUGCCAAUUCUAGCUAUCUAGAAGUAAACCAGAAAAAGAAAUAAGGCUCUUGCUGAGUCCUGUUUUCUUACAAUAAUAUGAAACUUAAUUUUACCAAGCAGAAAAUUUUACUUUGUACCAAUUCCUUUACAUCAUGCUGAAAUCAAAGUUUUUUGU